This is a messenger RNA of Dichotomopilus funicola, 2610 nucleotides long. RefSeq names its product P-loop containing nucleoside triphosphate hydrolase protein. The transcript is spliced from 2 exons. NCBI's taxonomy places the organism in Eukaryota, Fungi, Ascomycota, Sordariomycetes, Sordariales, Chaetomiaceae. The record is from RefSeq and is a predicted model, not a curated record. The coding region runs from base 1 to 2610 and encodes 869 amino acids. Gene Ontology annotation, cellular component: cytoplasm; membrane; microtubule. Gene Ontology annotation, molecular function: GTP binding; microtubule binding; GTPase activity.
AUGGUCACACGACUUGAGCUGGCGGUAGAAGCCCAAGAGCUCGCUGGUGAGCAGCGUGCCCUUCUCGAUCUCAUCGACAAGUUGCAGUUCGCCCAGCUCGACAAUGUAAAGUUACCACAGAUCGUCGUGGUCGGCGACCAGAGUGCCGGCAAGAGCUCUGUCCUCGAGGCUAUCACCGGCACCCCAUUCCCGCGUGAUGCUGGGGCCUGCACCCGCUUCGCAACCGAGAUCCGCCUCCGUCGGGCGCCCCAACCGAGUAUAACGGUCUCCGUGAUCCCGGACAAAAACCGCAGCUUCCCAGAACAAGAGAGCCUGAGGCGAUUUGGCGGCACUGUCAACACCGGCAUGCCGUUUGAACAACUGAUGCGGAGCGCCGUCGAUCUCAUCGCACCUAAGAACAUACCCGGGCGGUUCGCGGCUCGCGAUAUCCUUGUCGUCGAGAAACGCGGCCCAGACAUGCCGCUGUUGACCCUAGUUGACCUGCCAGGCUUGGUUCGCAACGCAAACAACGACCAGUCCCUCGAAGAUAUCAAGACCAUCGAGUCGCUCUCCGACCGCUACAUGAAGAGCUCCCGUACGAUUAUCCUUGCCGUCGUCGGCGGCAACUCCGACUAUGUCCAAGCGCCCAUCCUCACCAAAGCCCGCCACUUCGAUCCUAAUGGGUCUAGGACGAUCGGUGUCCUGACGAAACCCGACUUGACCGAAUCGAUUGGCCUCGAAGACAAGUUCAUCGAUCUCAUCCAAAACAAGGACAAACGCAACGACUUCAAGCUUGGUUGGUAUGUCCUACUGAACCCAGGCCCCCGUGAACCGGGCCAGCCCUGGCCAUCGGCCGAAGAUCGCCGGCGAAGCGAAGCCGUCUUCUUCAACAGCGGCAAAUGGAGCUCCAUCCCGAGUUCCUUCUGUGGUGCUGGCGCCUUAAUGCGGAAACUCAGCAUGCAACUACAGCAACACAUUGGGAAACAUGUCCACGUCUUGCGGAAACAGAUCCAGAAGGCCCUUGACGAGUGUGAGUGUGAGCUUAAGUCGCUGGGCGACGCCAAGGACACACCGGAAGAGAUGAGGACCGAGCUGGUUGAGCUCUUCUCGUCGUCCAAGGAGCUAGUGAUACCCGCUGUUUACGGCUUCUACAAGAACCCCCCCAAGAAGAACUUUUUCCGGGUAACUGCCGAUCCCAGAGGUACCCCAGCUCAGAACCUCCGAGCCCGUGCCGCCGAGGAGAAUGACCGCUUCUCUACGAGGGUCCGCGCCCACGGCCGCAAGUUUGGCUUUUCUGCCUCGGCGGCCCACACAUCCGGUGAAGCGACGCCGGUGAACAGCGCCAAGCGAGACUUUGUUGGCCAAGAGGUCGAAAUGCUGCUGCGCCAGAUCCGCGGCUCUGAGUUCCCCAUGGACCCCAAGCCUCGUGCGGUUUACAUGCUCUUCCAGAGCUACUCAGAAAACUGGCCCAAACUGGCUCAAGAGCACAAGGAUAAUCUCGGCGUUGUGUGCAACGAGUUCCUCGGCGAGCUGAUCGACUACGCCUGGCCAAAGCGUAUGCGUGAGCCCCUACGUCGGCACUUCUUAGAGCCGCACAUGAAGGAGCUCAUGGCGAAAGCACAGGAUGAGCUAGACCGUCUAACCCAAGACAUGAGCCUCGAGGUGCAGCCGUACGAUCCCGAGUACGAGGAGCGCCUGCGGAGUUGGCACGCCAAGAUCUCCCAGGACGGUGCGAGCUUUUCGGAGGCUGAAGAGGUCUUGGAGAAAAUGCUGAUUUACUACGAGCUGGCGGCGAAAACCUUCAUCCGCAACACCAUUAUCCAGGUGGUUGAGCGCCAUCUGUUGCAAGGGAUGUACAGCAUCUUUAACUCCGUUGAGGUUUUGAACCUCAGCACCGAUAUCAUUGAAGCUAUCGCGGCCGAGAACAAAGAGACCCGGGACCGGCGGCAGACGUUGAGGAUACAGAAGAAGGCCAUCGAGGAGGCCAAGGAGAUCUGUGCUGGCUUAGCCAUGCGCAAGGAGCUCAGAGCAUACGCCGACGAAGGGGCCAGCGAUGUAUCCGACACAUCCGACAAAGACGAGCCAUGGAUGGCCGAUGGCAGGACAUCCCCUACACGGCACCGUCCAGGCUCAACCCGUUUAUCCCGUCGCCCGUUACAACAAGCCACGGGCGAACCCCAGGCCACAACCCACUCACCGCAAUCCCAACCUCCCUCCGACCGACCUUACGACAACACAGCUUACACCCAACAACAACCACCCCAACCCCAGCCUCAAAGCUAUACCUAUGCACCUUCUCCAACUGCCGACCGCCACGACCGCUACGACCGUCAAUUUGAGUCUGACAACCACUCCACCCCCCGAGCACCUCAACAAGCUCCUCCACCUCCACCACCUCCGCGGCCCGGCAAAGUCCGCGCUGCCGAUGACGACCUGACAUAUCAACCCCCGGUUGGCCUUCCACCACCUCGCUCGAGCUCAACACGCGUGAGCCAGGCGCCAGGGUCCAGUCCGGAGGGGUAUUAUACUAAUGCGCCUGCGAACGGCCACGGCAGCGGAGCGGCACAUGCAGCUGCGGCGGAGUUUGAGGCUGGACGGAGGAAGAAGAGGACGCCAGGAACAAUUUAUUAG